This is a messenger RNA of Oppiella nova, 427 nucleotides long. NCBI's taxonomy places the organism in Eukaryota, Metazoa, Arthropoda, Arachnida, Sarcoptiformes, Oppiidae. The record is from the annotation of a GenBank genome assembly.
GCCUUUUUCUCGUUUCUCUACCCGGGCAUCGAUCCCGUCUACCGGCGCCUUAUACUACCUUUUCAUAUAUUUGGCGGAACCGCUAAUAUUGUGCUGACGGGGGCGGUAGCUAUCACUGGCCUCACGGAGAAAGCCUUGUUUAGUCUGAAAUCAAAAGGCGCUGAAUAUCGAGACCUGCCGGCGCCGGCUGUCAUCAUAAACAUGUUCGGCCUGUCGAUAGUGGUGUUCACAGUACUGGUCGUAUGGCUGGUGACCAAACCUGAGUUCCGGCGCCGGUAUAUACCGGCAGUUAAUGCACCGCAAUAUAAGUUAAGGAGAGAACAGACCACUGAAUGAGUGAUUAGUUUAAUUGAUAAUUGAUUUUAUAUUUUUAAAUGCAUUUUCUAAUUGUGUUUAUUUUUGUUGCAUUUAAGGCUUAAUUGAGUUA